AUGUCUACUUGGGACUUAAAUCCAGAUCGUUGGGAUGGGAUACCCAUCAUAGAAUUUCAAGAGGAAACUGCAUUUACAACUAAUACUUCACCAAUACGACAAAAACAUUACAAAGAUCUUUCAUCAAUCGAUUGGCCUCAUGAAUAUUCAAGAGAAAGACAAUCCAAGAAACAAAAUGAUAUACAACUUGAAUCAUCACAUUCUAAAUGGCAUGCUUUCAUAAGGAAUAGUUCCAAAUGGAUUGUAUUGAUUGGAACAGGUGUACUUAUCGGAAUAUUGACUGCAAGUUUAGAUUAUUUAUACAAAUGGCUUACUGAUUUGAAAGGUGGUGUUUGUAAGCAAGGUGUCUAUAUGACGUAUUCAAAUUGUUGUAAAGGUAUUAAUGAAGGUGAUGUAUGUGAGAAUUGGUUACAAUGGGAUCAAGUCAUUCAUAUAAAUAAAAAUGCUGCUGGUAGUUUCAUUUAUAAGUAUUUCUUAUACUUGAUCACCUCAUUAAUUUUAGCCGUCUCUACAGCAUUUAUUGUUAAAGAUACUGCUUUUAUUAAAACCUCGGGUAUUUCAGAAGCUAAAACUAUUAUAAGUGGGCUAGUCAUAAAAGAUUAUUUGACAUUAAAGACAAUGUUGGUGAAAUUUAUUGGGUUGACAUUAAUUGUUAGCUCUGGUAUGUGGGCCGGUAAGGAAGGUCCACUGGUUCAUGUAUCUUGUUGCUGUGCAGACUUUAUUAUCAAAAGGCUCCCUUCAUUGAAUAAUAAUGAAGCUAUAAGGAGAGAAUUACUACUAGCUGCAACAGCUGCUGGGAUUUCAGUUGCGUUUAAUGCACCAAUUGGUGGUGUCUUAUUCACUUUGGAACAAGUUACUUCUUAUUUCAAUGCGAGUGACAAAAUGUGGAGCUCGUUCGUCUGUUGUAUGGCUGGUGUCGUGGUACUGAACUCAUUCAAAGAAAAUACAGAUGUUCUUGUAACUAUGGAAAACCAGUGGUUAAGUAUUGAAAUGCUGGGAUUUAUCUUAUUAGGUAUAUUGGGUGGUGUUUAUGGUGCUGUUUUCAAUAGAUUAAAUAUGUGGUUUGCUCAAUUAAGAGAAAGACUUGUGAAGACGCAAGGAGAACAUUUCCAAGUUUUAGAAAUUAUUGGAUUAUCAAUUGUUACUUCUGUUAUAACUUAUCCAUUAAUUUUUCCAAGAUUACCAUUGACCACCUUAAUCACUAGACUUUAUAAAGAUUGUGCAGCUGAAGAAUCAAAUAUCAUUGGUGGUCUCUGUGAUGAUAGCAAAUUUCAAGGAUCUUCAUUACUAUUCUUAACUGGUAUUGUUGCAGUACUAUUAACAUCUUAUACUUUUGGUACUUCUGUCCCUGCUGGUGUGUUGAUGCCUUCACUAACAAUUGGUGCUAUUGUUGGUAGAUUACUGGGGAUUGUUUUUGAAAGCUUACAAAAUUCUAAUGGUACAUUAUCUAGAUUGUGUGAAGAAAAUAGUACAUUGUGUAUAUCACCUGGUGCAUAUGCUGUUGUUGGAUCUGCUGCGUUCUUAACAGGUGUUACAAAGAUGACAGUCUGGGUGGUGGUAACAGUUUUUGAGCUAACAGGUGCCUUGACUUAUGUUUUACCAAUUAUGAUUACCGUUUUAGUAGCAAGAUGGACAAGUGAUAAAUUUGAUGAAAAAGGUUGUUAUGAUUUAUGGAUUCAGUUUUUUGGUUAUCCAUACUUAAAUGAAAUUUUAAAACCUUUACCUUUGAUAAAGAGUGAAGUUUUUAUGACGCCAAUGGAGAAAAUGAAUGUAUUAUAUGUUGAAGAUAGAACUACAGUGGAAGAUUUGAAAUAUUUAGUUGAACGUGAUUUCCAAGGUAUUCCGGUUCUAUUUAAAAGGGACGACCCUAAACUUUUGGGAUGGAUAUCUUUAAGUGAUUUGAAAUACGAGCUUGAUAAGAAUUACAACUUAUCAAAUUCAACAAAUGUUACUUUGGUGGAGAAUGAAUCUCAAGAAUUAGGUCCUGGACUUAGCUUCCCAGAAUAUAACUUAAUUGAAAAAAACUAUGUUAAUUUGAGUCCCAAUUUACCAUUACCAACACUGGUGGAAUACUUUUUCAAGCUAAAACCAAGAUUUGUUUUGUUCAGUAGUGGUGGCAAUUUCAAAGGAACAAUAACUCUUAAAGAUAUCUCAAGAAUUGUGGAAUUGAGUACAAAUGAAUUACUCAAAAUCUCUGAGCAACUAACAGGACACGAUGAUGUGGAAGAUCUUGAAGAUGAGGUUGAUUCUAAUGAGGUUUUGUUUAGAAAUGAGAUGACAAAUAAUGCAUAA
This is a messenger RNA of Hansenula ciferrii, 2292 nucleotides long. It is a transcript of the gene GEF2, whose product is annotated as Chloride channel protein. The record is from RefSeq and is a predicted model, not a curated record. The coding region runs from base 1 to 2292 and encodes 763 amino acids. Gene Ontology annotation, biological process: chloride transport; transmembrane transport. Gene Ontology annotation, cellular component: membrane; early endosome; Golgi apparatus. NCBI's taxonomy places the organism in Eukaryota, Fungi, Ascomycota, Saccharomycetes, Phaffomycetales, Wickerhamomycetaceae. The transcript has a single exon. Gene Ontology annotation, molecular function: voltage-gated chloride channel activity.